This is a messenger RNA of Temnothorax curvispinosus, 4448 nucleotides long. RefSeq lists its product as uncharacterized. The transcript is spliced from 12 exons. The record is from RefSeq and is a predicted model, not a curated record. The coding region runs from base 273 to 4154 and encodes 1293 amino acids. Lineage: Eukaryota; Metazoa; Arthropoda; Insecta; Hymenoptera; Formicidae.
GGUGUUCGUUCGCUUUGACAGGCGUGUAUACGUUUAAAUUUGAAUAUAUUGGUGGAUAUUCGUUUAAUUCGUUAAUUGGUUUGUGACGUCGUGAAUAAAUCGAAGAGGAAAGCGCAGGAACGCUUGAAACUCACGAAUCGAUGCUCGUGUUAUUGCAUUAUUACGCCGAUUGCAGCUUCUUUCCCUGCUUCUAACUUUUCACAAGUGAAAUUUUUACGCGCAAAUUUCUGUUAUAAACAGAGAACAUAACCUCAAAGGACCAAUACCUUCCGAUGUCCAACCGUCAUGAGACCACGUUUGGGGAUCUACAAGUCGAUGAACGAUUCAAGAAGCUGCAGCGCUCCUUGAAACUGGCUGUACUGAGACAGGAAUCCAGCAGAAGCUCGCACGAUGGGAAAAUGUCAGCCGUGUCAGCCUGGCCCAGCAUCUCCAGCAUUAAUGUAGAUACCUUGGAUUCGAGCUGCGCAGUUUCGUUGCCGCAAACUUCCUUGAUCAGGAGUGAGGUCUUGGCCUCCAGCAACAAUCUGAGAAACAUCCUGUUGAGGAAGAACAGCCGUAAUGCCAAGCAAGAAGCAAUGACUACGUCCAGCGUCAAGCAGUAUCGUGUCCAGCAGGAUGAUCACGUCGAUCGGCUUGUUAUGCCACCCCCGGCGAAAAAUACGGUUUAUCGCACUUUUAGGGAACCACCGGGAACCAGAGUUCGUACAUUGUCCAAUUGCGAACAGACAGCUUCGACUUCGCUUGACAGAUCCGCGCAGUCUUCCACGGCAAACGCGGCUUCCUUGAAGAGUGCUCCUAGCAGGAUGUUUACUAAUACAAAUGCUGACAAAGAAUACUUGAAUACUGUUGUCGCACCGGCAACUCCUACCAAUUACUUUGAGAAAGUUGACAGAGUAUUUUUGAAAUGGAAAGUUAUGUUAAAUGACCAAUACGAAUUAAUAAUUAAAGGGACAUUAAAAUGUGGAAGGAUUGCACGUAGCAAACCAGUUAUAAGAAGAUACUCUGCGACGUGCGUCGAGUCCAAAUUCAAGCACAAAUAUAUUCUACAAGGAAAUAUUGUUGAUGAAAGAAAUGGAUUACCGGAUUAUAUUCGCGGGAAAUUUUAUAACGGCUUUCCUGAUGAUUGGGAGAAUGUCUAUCAAAUAUGGAGGACGUAUAUCAGCCAAGGAUGUCCAGUGAUGUUUCGUUGGCCUACUCCUGUUACUGACAGUGACGAUGAUUUAAAGAGCGAACUGACAGACUUGACUUAUACAUGUGCGAGAAAUGACAAAGCUAUUUCUGCAACAGGAUCUUGUAAUCUAAAUGAAUACCCUAAGACUAAAAAUCUGAAUAAUGAAAACCAGGAAAAAUGUCAAAAUUACUCGACUCAUAGUUCACGGAAUCAUGAGAAAAAUACUUCGUUUGUAAAGCCUUUUAUUUCCAACUCUGAAAAGGAGGAUGUAAUCCCUGUCAUGCAAAUAAAGAAUAUAAAGCCGCUAUGCGACGAGGGUGAUAAACAAAGUGUCACAACUGAUGUAAAUCAACCGUCCAGUUCCAGGAAGAUCAAAUUAAAGGACAUUCUUCAGGAGGAUAAAUUGAACAUAAUUAUUAACAAUUUGGCAGAUAGGAAUUGCUCUCCAAAGUAUAUCGACAAGAUUAUUGAGAUGUUUGAUUGUUUGGAUUAUGUAGUGUCUUACAAAACGGGAUCGGAAUGCAAUAAUGACUCGCUAGUCUCCGCGAGUCACGAAACAUGCAACCCGGAAACGGUACAGAGUUUAGUGUACGAAGACAGUCAUGCGAACAGUAAUAAACUUGAAAACAAACAGACAGAAUUGAAAAACUGUUGGUACUCCACUGAUCUGGGAUACGGAAGCAUAAGAAAUGAUUCUAAUGCUGUCCAGCUAUCAAACCCAGUGAACAUUAAACCGAAACAUGACAAGGAUUCAGAUAAAUCAGAGAGCGAGACUUACGCAGGCGUACCCAAAGUAUCGAUCGAACGAGUUUUAAAAGCUAGAGAAUCACCCAGAAAAAUACACAAACGUAAAGUGAGAAAGAAAACGAUUUAUCCGGACGCUCAGAAGCAUGCAUCGAAUCUACCGUGUGACGUCGAAGAAGUUAAGUUGCAGUCUGUUCAUGUGGCGAAUCAAUUCGCUAACACCAAGAAAAAUUCACUUCCCGAUGAAUCUUGCAUUAGUAUCACGGAGGACGAAGUGGAAACAACGAGCGACACGAGGGAGUGUCGCAAGAUAGUAAAUAUUACUCAAAGACCACAAGAAAUGACGUUUUCCAGUCAUCGAGAGAUACAAAGGAAUAAUUUUAAUGUAUACGGAGGAGGCAAGUCUGUAACACAUGUACAAAAUGAACAACCGUCCGAUGCUUUCGAGGCACAAAGAGUUAACUUGAAUGCUUUUAUAAAGGAACAGCAAAUUGCUUAUAGGAACGUUCAAGAGAAGGCGCAUUCGCAUUUUGCUGCGGAUGUUGACUACACCACCAAUUCUGACGUCGACGUUGCGACUGUAAGCACGAAUGCGCGGAAGACAGGCGGAAAUACGAUAGCAUCGCAUGCUGAGGUGGACCAAGAUAUUACGAUAAUCAGCGAAAGGAAUAGCGACUUUUCCGAAAAGCCCUGUGCCUCCCCGAAAUUACAUAAAGAAUUUAUUGAACAAACGAAAAGCGAAUUUCCAAAGAAGAGAUCCAAACCGACUAUAAUCAGUUCGAUGCCGGUGAAUUUGAAAAUAAGUAGAGUAGACUCGAAGUCUGGACAGCAUGAUUCCAAGAUAAUUAUAAAGCAUGAGGCUAAGCAAAAUGCAAAUAUUCGGCCGUUAGAAGAAACUGACAAGACAUCCAUGUUAAAAACGUCGAUCAAUACAAAACCUGCGAUUGAUGUUUCCGACGUAGACUUCCUGAAUAAUUCUCAUUCGAAGACAACAGUCAACACGGUCGACAAUAAAAGAGAGAUUUGUCCGAUAAUAAAUAACAAAAAUGAAUUGGAUAAUAAUAUAAAUCCUACUAAUUCAACGACGAAUCCAACAAAUGAGCAACCUAAAAGCAGCAAGCUCGGAGUUGAGGAAAAUCCCAAAAUGCUGACCGCGUGGACGCCAAAAGUAGUGUAUUACGGGAAAUCGAAAUCUGAACUAGGUUUAACUUUUCAAGGAAAAUUACUCAACGAAGCUGGCCAUGUCGUGCACAGGAAGUUUACGACGGACAUCGUCGCGAGGCGAUUAUCAGUGACGCUAAUCGAAACGGUGAAUCAUGAAUUCUAUGAGCUUCUUGGACAUUUAAACGACAACAAGCACACUAUUCCCAAGGAACUUUCGAGACAAUGUCGUUAUGGAUGUCCCGCGAAGAUCGAGCAAUUUUGUCUGACUUGGGAAACAUUGCAGCACAAUAAUGUUCAAGAAGUCGAGAAGAAACUUCAUGAUACGACGAUGGACUGUCUGAAUGCACCUGUUAGUUCGAGGGGCCGUCGUAUCCUACCUCCGUUAUGUUACUGGAUAGGUGAACGUGUAACUUUGAAAGAUAACAAUCCAGUAUAUAGUCCGGGCAACUCACAGGAAUCAUCGUUACUUUCGCUGACUGAUAACUCAAAAGAAAUUCAAAAAAAUACUACGAAUACUGAAGAAAGAAAGAAGUUGAAAGUGAAUUCUAAGAAUACAUCAAAGGAGCAAGAUGUAAAUAAGCAAACGUCAUUGCCCGAAUCAAAUAAGACUUUUGGUACAAAUAAAAAUCAAAUGAUUGUUAUUGAAAAGGCUGGAGCUUCCAAAAAAUCACCUAAAAUCAAAACUGCAAACGACGUAAGGAAAUCCGAUAACUCGAAGAAAUCUCGGAAAUCCGUCGAUAGCAAACGACGACGACGACUGGCACAAAAGUUGACGUUCUCGUCCAGCGAUUCGAGCGAGGAGAAGCAAAAAGUAUCCCCGCGAAAGCGCAAUUUUCCGACAAACGAAAAUGCGGAUCCAGAAGGAUCAUCAAGGUAUACUAUGACAUUAAGAAAACGGCCAAAGAUAGAAGCAUCCUCGAAUAGAAUUUUAUGCAGGGACACAACCAAAUCUAAGCAUUACACAGCCUAUUAUUCACCAACAAAAAGACUCGAAAACCGAGAAAUGACGUAUACCUAUCAUCAAAAUGUUCCGCAAGAGGAUUUCUUAUCAGAGGACGAAGUAUCAUACGUAUAAUCUCGAACGGUCAUUUUGUAUAAACGUUAUUCUGUAUAUGUAUAUCGAUAACAAGCACGCGAAAGUUUAAUUUAAAAAAAUAGUUUUCUAUGUGUCUACGUCUACGUCUACGUUAUAUAUGUCUCUUUUCGUGAAUAUUAAAUAUAUUAUGUUAUAGUAAAUUGUUCUGCCGUGGAAAAAACUAUAACAUUCUCUUUCCUCGAUUAUUUUUUUGUAUAUGUACUAAAAUCAAAGUUUCUGUUCGUGACAGUAUAAUACAAAAGUGCUAUUAUUUUUUAAUAAAAUAUGAAAAAU